Messenger RNA from Xenopus laevis (African clawed frog), 2340 nucleotides. It is a transcript of the gene pofut3.L, whose product is annotated as fucosyltransferase 10 (alpha (1,3) fucosyltransferase) L homeolog. Lineage: Eukaryota; Metazoa; Chordata; Amphibia; Anura; Pipidae. Gene Ontology annotation, cellular component: membrane; endoplasmic reticulum membrane; Golgi membrane. Gene Ontology annotation, molecular function: alpha-(1->3)-fucosyltransferase activity; peptide-O-fucosyltransferase activity; fucosyltransferase activity. The record is from RefSeq and is a predicted model, not a curated record. Gene Ontology annotation, biological process: N-glycan processing; glycoprotein biosynthetic process. The transcript has 6 exons. The coding region runs from base 273 to 1577 and encodes 434 amino acids.
GGAGGAGGGCAGCUGGGUGGGAACUACACACUGAGACUUCAGCGUCAGAGAAGAGCUACAGAGAGCGUUUGGGAAAUUGGUUAGUGCCAAGGGCUGCUGCUUUUUUUAUUUUUUGCCAUAUUUGGCUAUUUUUAAACUACUGCACGUUUCCUACCAAGGCAUGGUCAGCGAAGGAGGUCAAGGACCAGGAUGCUUCAUAGCAAAGUGCCAGGUUUGAGUAAUGGCUGUUCAAUCUCCAAAUCUCCUGGCUAAACUGCGGAAGUUAUUAGGUAAUGAUCCAGAUGGAGAUACUCAAUAUGGCUGGCAACCGCCUAAAGAGAAAGUACAUGGUGAAUCGAAUAUGGGAGAAAAGGUUUUGGAUCUCCUGCUUUUUUAUCAUAUUCUUAUUCAUAUUAGUUAUUUUUCAGGUUAUGGUUGAACUUGGCAGAUUUGAAAAAAAGGAAACAAAAAGUUCCACUGUCAUCAAUAUUCAAAAGCAGAAGAAACCCUUGCUCAAAGAACAAAGCAACAGCAGAUUAAGACAUUUUAAAGACAACUAUCCCAUUAUGCUUUGGUGGUCUCCACUAACUGGAGAAAACGGAAGGCUUGGACAAUGUGGAACAGAUACGUGUUUUUUUACUAUUAAUAGAACAUACCUUCAAGAUCCAAUGACUAAAGCCAUUCUGUUUUAUGGCACUGACUUUAACAUUGACAGCUUACCACUUCCACGCAAGUCAAGUCAUGAGUGGGCUCUCUUUCAUGAAGAAUCUCCAAAAAACAAUUAUAAGUUGUUCCAUGAGCCUGCUAUUACUUUGUUCAACCAUACUGCUACCUUCAGUCGACAUUCACACAUGCCUUUAACAAGCCAGUACUUAGAGGGUCUGCAGGCAUUAAAAUCUACUGAUUACCUGGUGUCAGUAGAGAAGAAGAAUGUCCUGAGAAAGAGACUUUCUCCUUUAGCAUAUGUGCAGUCUGACUGUGAUCCCCCAUCAGACCGUGAUACUUAUGUUCAGGAACUCAUGAAAUAUAUUGCAGUGGAUUCCUAUGGUGAAUGUUUACACAACAAAGAUCUUCCACAACAAGUGAACAACCCAUCCUUUAUGGAUGACUCACAAUUUCACCACAUACUUGGCCAGUAUAAAUUUAUCCUGGCCUUUGAAAAUGCAGUUUGUGAGGACUACAUCACUGAGAAGUUGUGGAGGCCACUUAAAUUAGGAGCUGUUCCAGUAUAUUUUGGUGCCCCAAAUGUUGAGGACUGGCUUCCCAGCAAUAAAAGUGCAAUAAUUGUGAGCAGAUUUUCCCAUCCUAAAGAUCUUGCCGCUUAUAUCAAAAAGCUUGACAAAAAUGACACGCUUUAUAUGCAGUUUAUAGAAUGGAAAUUGCAUGGCAACAUUAACAAUAAACGCUUGGUUUCUGCAAUCACAGAACGUAAAUGGGGAGUGCAAGAUGUAACCCAAGAUAACUAUAUUGAUGCUUUCGAGUGCAUGGUCUGUAAAAGAGUAUGCGAAAAUGUACGCUUAAAGGAACAGGGCCCAAGUACUAAGCUAUGGAAUGCUGAUUCAGCGCACCUAAAUUGUCCAGCCCCUGAAGUGUUUUGAUUUUUACCAGUUCAUUCACCAAAGUCCAGCAUGAGGGAAAUGUGGAAGCCUAGCUUUGAACAAUCCAAGAAAGAAGCAAAGGCACUGAGGACACUUGUUGAAAGGAACAGAAAUUUUACUACUGUGGAGUUUUGGAAUCUUGUUUUUAAAUUUUGGUGACUGGCACUCUUUAUGCCAUUUAUGAACAUUUUCCUUCCUGUGGCUACUGGACUGUUUUUUUUUCUAUAGUCAAUUUGUAAUUUAUUUUCAUUUUAGAAACAAUGCAAAUUAGUGCAAGCUUAAUGUCUUGUGUUUUGUCCUUAUCAAUAGCUCAAGGCACAUUUCAAUAUAAGUACAGAAGUGCAAUAUUUUUAUAUAGACACUCUUCUCACUACACUUUUUUUUAUCCCCUGCCCUGCUGCAGUCAUAGAUUUCCCGUAAGGCAUUCGACCAAUGGACUAAGAGUACAGAAUUGUGCUUUUAUAGCUACUCAGCUAGCCUUUCCCUAAAACCCUGGUGGUCUUGUUUACAAAAUAACAAAUAAUGACUGUAACCCUGAGGUAUAUACAUAUCCAACUACCAAAGGCCUUACUAAAAAUAAUAAAUGAACCCCUGACAGCAGAAGUAGUAUACGUUUAUCAGAAAGCCAUAAGAAUGAAGAUAUGCUGUAUCUCCACUGAUAAUGCUAUCAAAGUUUUGUAAUUUAAGCAGGGAAUGUGCAAACAUAUCAACAUGUUGGUUUACUUUUCUCUUUACGUCUGCUCUAAUAAAAGGUUCGGCUGCA